This is a messenger RNA of Kazachstania africana CBS 2517, 999 nucleotides long. It is a transcript of the gene SHO1, whose product is annotated as osmosensor SHO1. The record is from RefSeq and is a predicted model, not a curated record. Gene Ontology annotation, biological process: regulation of actin filament polymerization. The transcript has a single exon. Lineage: Eukaryota; Fungi; Ascomycota; Saccharomycetes; Saccharomycetales; Saccharomycetaceae. Gene Ontology annotation, molecular function: protein binding. Bases 1 to 999 code for a protein of 332 amino acids.
AUGGUAUUUUUAAGUGGAUCUCAGGCCAGAGCUCAUAGAUCUAGAAAUAGGAUAGAUCAUACGUUUAGUCUCGGAAAUUUGUUCGGUGAUCCCUUCGCAAUAGCGUCUAUAUUGGCCGCAACAAUAUCAUGGAUUAUAGCAUUAUCCGGCUCCAUAGCGGCUGCAUCUUCAAAUGAAUCGUUUCCAAGGUUUACCUGGUGGGGAAUAGCAUAUCAGUUUUUACUAUUAUGUCUAAUGGUAGUAUUUUAUUGUUACGAUGUCAUAAGUUAUUAUAAGUCUUUCCUAACUGCUGCUAUGGGAGUCGCUCUCGUUUAUAACACUAAUAGUGCUACAAAUUUAAUUUAUUCAGAUGGCUCUAAAAAAGCUGCAGCAUCAGCAGGUGUAAUCUUAUUAUCCAUUAUCAAUAUAAUAUGGAUGUUUUAUUAUGGUGGUGAUAACGCAUCUCCAACCAAUAAAUGGAUCGAUUCAUACUCUUUACAUGGCAUGAAACCAUCUCCAUACGAAAUUACAUUGUUAAGAGCCCGUCGACGUUCGAGCAAAAUUCCACAAAGAAGAAAUAACAGAGAUGUACCUAAUUCAAAUGCUUAUACCGAUGUAUCGCCUCAAAAUUAUGUUUCAUCAACAGCUUUAGCAGAUUUUGAAAAUACAGAACCAUCAUAUGCGGUGAAUAAUAAUGCGCCAUUCACAGAAAUACCUCAAAGCACUAACGAGGACACAUUUUUGUCCAUGCCUUCCAAUGGAAACACCGAAUCUACUAUGGGUGACACAUUGGGUCUCUAUAGUGAUAUUGCAGAUGACAACUUUGCAUAUGUAGCCAAGGCGCUAUAUUCGUAUCAAGCUGAUGAAUCAGAUCAAUACGAGAUAUCAUUUGAACAAGGUGAAAUUUUAAGAGUCAGCGACAUUGAAGGUAGGUGGUGGAAGGCGAAGAGAGAAAAUGGUGAAACUGGUAUCAUACCUAGUAACUACGUUCAACUAAUAAACUCAGAAACGAAUAUAUAA